Messenger RNA from Cokeromyces recurvatus, 811 nucleotides. Its product is annotated as small GTPase. The record is from RefSeq and is a predicted model, not a curated record. Gene Ontology annotation, cellular component: recycling endosome. The transcript is spliced from 6 exons. Lineage: Eukaryota; Fungi; Mucoromycota; Mucoromycetes; Mucorales; Mucoraceae. The coding region runs from base 61 to 693 and encodes 210 amino acids. Gene Ontology annotation, molecular function: GTPase activity; GTP binding. Gene Ontology annotation, biological process: exocytosis.
UUUUUUUUUUUUUGACUGUAAAAGUAAACUAAGUAGAGUAAUUUUUUAAUAUUAUAAAACAUGAGUAGAGAUGAAGAAUAUGAUUAUCUUUUUAAAGUUGUCCUUAUUGGUGAUUCUGGUGUAGGCAAAACCAAUUUAUUAUCUAGAUUUACCCGUAAUGAAUUUAACUUGGAGUCCAAGAGCACAAUUGGUGUUGAAUUUGCUACUCGUAGUGUUCAAGUAGAUAAUAAAACUGUAAAAGCUCAAAUAUGGGACACAGCUGGACAAGAAAGAUACCGUGCCAUUACAAGUGCUUAUUAUCGAGGUGCAGUAGGUGCAUUAUUAGUUUAUGAUAUUGCAAAAUAUGCUACAUAUGAAAAUGUAAUGCGUUGGUUAAAGGAACUUCGUGAUCAUGCUGAUUCAAAUAUAGUCGUUAUGUUGGUUGGAAAUAAGAGUGAUUUAAGACAUUUACGUGCUGUACCUACUGAAGAAGCUAAACAAUUUGCAGCCGAUAAUGGGCUUUCAUUUAUUGAAACUUCUGCUUUGGAUUCAAGUAAUGUAGAACUUGCUUUUCAAAGAAUUUUGACAGAAAUUUAUCGUAUUGUCUCUAACAAAGCUCUUGAAUCAUCUGAUGAUGUGAUUCGACCUACUGCUGGACAAACAAUAACAGUCACACAACCUUCUGAGGAACAAAAACAAGGGGGUUGUUGCUAAGCAUAAAUAAAAAAUACCCUAAAACACGUGAGGCACACUUUUUUGUGUAUAUCAUAAAUAAUAAUAAAAUUAUCCUUAUUAUUGUCUGUAAAUCAUCCCGCUUUAGUUCUUUGAUUUA